CUUUCGCGUUCUUUUUACCGCGCCAGCCUGAGGGAGACAGGCACUCAUAAGCCGCCAUGCCCGUUGCCAGGAGUUGGGUUUGUAGCAAAACCUAUGUCACCCCACGCCGUCCCUUCGAGAAGUCUCGUCUCGACCAGGAGUUGAAACUCAUUGGCGAGUAUGGGCUGAGGAACAAGCGUGAAGUGUGGAGAGUUAAGUUCACACUGGCCAAGAUCCGUAAAGCUGCCAGAGAACUCCUCACUCUGGACGAGAAGGACUCAAAGCGUCUAUUUGAAGGUAAUGCUUUACUUAGGCGUCUGGUGAGGAUCGGUGUGCUCGACGAGGGUAAGAUGAAGCUCGAUUACAUUCUGGGUCUGAAAGUCGAAGACUUCUUGGAGAGGAGGCUGCAGACACAGGUCUUCAAGCUUGGACUCGCUAAGAGCAUCCAUCAUGCCCGUGUCCUUAUUCGCCAGAGGCACAUCCGUGUCCGCAAACAGGUGGUAAACAUCCCCUCCUUUGUGGUUCGCCUGGACAGCCAGAAGCACAUCGACUUCUCCCUCAGGUCCCCAUAUGGUGGUGGACGUCCAGGCCGUGUAAAGAGAAAGAACGCCAAGAAGGGUCAGGGUGGAGCUGGAGGAGGUGAUGAUGACGAGGAGGAUUAAGAAGGAUCUUGUCCAGAGAGCGUGAAGCUUCCUGUACUGUACAAAAUCAAUAAAAUGUUGGUCUGACCAGA
Molecule: messenger RNA, 712 nt
Organism: Betta splendens (Siamese fighting fish)
Lineage: Eukaryota; Metazoa; Chordata; Actinopteri; Anabantiformes; Osphronemidae
Gene: rps9
Product: ribosomal protein S9
Exons: 5
Coding region: 57-641 (194 amino acids)
Biological process (GO): positive regulation of translational fidelity; translation
Cellular component (GO): cytosolic small ribosomal subunit
Molecular function (GO): structural constituent of ribosome; rRNA binding
Source: RefSeq, a predicted model, not a curated record